ACGAAAUUUCCGGUUACCGGAAUCUUUGAAAUCAGGAAGUCGAAGGAUCGGCCUUUUCCUUGUUUCGACGGUCAUUCACUCGUAGGAAGAUUAGAACCUUUUUCCUACGAUCGAAGUAAAACAAUGGCCGAUAAGAAUCAAGAUACCAUCAGACUGAAAGCUUCACGUGCGACGAGAUUCUCCUGCGCUCAAAAUCAGCACGGAGAGACUUACCUUCACCUAGACCUUUCUUUCUCUCGUACGAGAGGGGAUCCACAUAUAAAAGGUCUCUACUGGGUUGGCAUGGCAUCAGAAAGCACAUUUCACUUAACCACUCGGUAGUCGGCUGACCACGAGAAUUAGUUACAAGAAUACCAACUUGACUAGUGAUAUGCGUUCGUUCAUACUUAUCGGGCUACUUGCCCUUGCUUUUGCAAAUGUCUCUUGUAGAGAGACAAGAGGUGAAAAGCCUCAAAGACCACAUCGACCACCGUUAAAGGGUAAACGUGGAGUUAGUGACUAUCCCUUAGGAUAUUCAUCCGGGGGUCAUUCCUAUUCUUCACCCGUAUACUCAGCUGUUGGAUCUGGCUAUAGUCUAGGUGGAUCGUCAAGCUCUAUUUCUCUUGGACAUUCGGGUCUUCAAAGUUUACAGAGUUUGGGAGUCGGUGGUGGUCAUGGUCUAGGAUAUUCCAACUCUGGAUUAGGAUCUUCAUUGGGAUAUGGAAUGUCUGUUGGUUCUGGUUUGGGUCAUGGUGGAGGUCUUCAAGGUCUCUCGAGUCACAGCUCUUAUUCUUUGCCAAGUCUACCUAGCAUCAACUUAGGAUCAGCCGGUGGAUCAAGCGAAGGACUCUUCACUCCUUCAAAGAACGGUCCGGUUACUUUUGGAAUUCAUGGAGGUAACUCGAUUGGUGGCUCUGCUUCGAGUACUUACUCUACACCAAUUUAUGCGUCAGGAGGUCAAGGACUCUCGGCUUAUGGAAGCGGAUCGAGCGGACUUUCCAGUCUUCCUUUAACGUUAUCAUCUCCUCACGGUUCUUCUUCCUACAAUCUACCAACUGUAACCUUGCAAUCGUCUGGUACUUCUACUGGCUACAGUCUCCCAGCAAAUUCUCAACCUCAUACGGUAUCCGGAGGAUUGGUCUUAUCAUCAGGAUCCCAUGGAGGUUCAUCGGGCUAUACUCUACCCGUAUCAUCGGGAUCCUCGCAUGGAAUUUCUCUAAGCGGUCUAUCUUCUGGCUCGCAUGGUGGAUCGUCCGGAUAUAGUCUUCCUAUAAGUUCAGGAUCUCACGGUAUCUCUAGUUUGUCCAGUAAUUCAGGCAGCAUAUCCGGUUACUCUCUAGCACCUGUAUCCGCGUCAUACAGCGCACCCAACUCUCACGUUAGCCUGUCCAUCGGUUCCUCCGACGGAUCCUCUUACUCUCUCCCAGCAUCCUCCGGAUCUCAUUCAGCUUCGGGAUCCUCCAGUUCCGGGUCAUAUUCAAGCUCUGGAUAUUCUCCAGCUUCUUCGGAUGGUAGCUCUUAUUCCUCCAGCGGAAGUACGAGUUACUCCAGUCCAAGUUCUAGUUAUUCAAGCCCUAGCAGUAGUUAUUCCAGUCCUAGUUCCAGUUACUCAAGCCAGAGUUCAAGCUAUUCGAGUCCUAGUUCCAGUUACUCGAGUCCUAGUUUCAGUUACUCGAGCCCUAGUUCAAGUUAUUCCGCUCUUUCCAAUGGUUAUUCCUCGAGUUAUUCCAGUCCAUCUAAUUCUUAUGGUUCACCAUCGGAAUCUCAUGGAUCUUAUUCGCAUUUGAGCCCAAGAUAUAUCAGUUAUCCAGUGGGUAAAGCUUACGAAACUUUAACACCUGGCAGCUCGAAAUAUGAUACAAUUUCAUAUUCGAGUCCCAAUGGAAAAUAUUAAUCGAUUGCGAUAUAUAAUAAGUAUAUAUACAUAUAUACCUUAGCAUGAUUAAAUUAGAUCCAACGAGAGAUCUCACUCGACCAUAACUGUUAUAUCUUGCCACAGUGGUAGUAGAUUGUAAUCGUACAUUGAAAUCACGAAAAGAGAAUCUUGAUGCAGGUCGACUGUUAAUAUAUUGCCAAGUACGGAAGACCCAAGAUUGCGAAGAAUUGUAAACGUAUUUAUAAUGAUAUCUAUUAUAAUUAAUAGUUUAUUUAAUGUAUGUUUUUUUAUUUAUAAUAUCGUUGAUAAUUCACAGAACGUUAUUGCAAUUUUACAUGUAUACAAUGUCGACAACGUGAUCCUUGUUGCAUAGUU
This is a messenger RNA of Vespula pensylvanica (western yellowjacket), 2230 nucleotides long. Its product is annotated as probable ATP-dependent RNA helicase ddx17. The transcript is spliced from 3 exons. The coding region runs from base 371 to 1873 and encodes 500 amino acids. Lineage: Eukaryota; Metazoa; Arthropoda; Insecta; Hymenoptera; Vespidae. The record is from RefSeq and is a predicted model, not a curated record.